AUGGGGUUUACAGAAUACUCGGCGGGGCCUCCCCGUCUGGGCUGGCUUGUGAACCUCAACACGGUUCAGACAGUGGACAAGAGUUCUAAUGCUGCAAUCAGUGCAAUCAUGGGCUACUUCCUCUCCCAGGAUGGGACCAUGUUCAGGAGUGCCUUCCCCUUCAGCCCCUACUUUUACCUCCACGUCAAGGCGGGGCAGGAGGCUGAGGUGGACAGCUGGCUGCGGCGCAAGCAUGAGGGCUUGAUCCUGGAUACUGAACUGGUGGAGCGAGAGGAUCUUGAUCUGGAAAACCACCUGUCGGGCGCGAAGCGCACCCUCCUGCGCGUGUCUUUCCGCACCCAGGAUCAGCUGUCCAAGGUCCGCCGGGAGCUCAUGCCCAUCCUCUACCGCAACAAGUCCAAGCGGGGCACAGCCUCGGUGGCCGGCGAGGAGUCGUCGCGGCGCUGGAACAGGAAGGGCCAGGGCGCCGAGGACGCGCUGCUGGACAUGAGGGAGCACGACGUCCCCCACCACGUGCGCUUCGCCAUCGACACCGACGUGCGCUGUGGGGCGUGGUACUCCGUCUCGGCUCAGCAAGGGAGGAUGUCGCUGGAGCCCAGGCCCGAAAUGGUGCAGCGGGCGGAGGCACGGGUGUGCGCCUUCGACAUCGAGACCACCAAGCUGCCCCUCCAGUUCCCCAAUGCCGAGCACGACCAAGUCUUCAUGAUCUCCUACAUGAUCGAUCGCCAAGGGUACCUGAUCACCAACAGGGAGGUGGUGGCCGAGGACAUCGAGGACUUUGAGUACACUCCCAAACCGGAGUUUGAAGGUCCUUUCACCAUCUUCAACUGCGAGAAUGAGGCCGCGCUGCUCAAGAAAUGGUUUGAGCACAUGCGGGAGACCAAGCCCUCCAUCUUUGUGACAUACAACGGCGACUUUUUCGACUGGCCAUUCAUCGAGACGCGUGCACAUAAGCAUGGGCUGGACAUGGGGGCCGAGAUCGGGUUCAGGUGCAAUCGUGUGAGCAACGAGACACUGAGCAGGUCAGCGGUGCACAUGGACUGCAUGCACUGGGUGAACCGCGACUCGUACCUUCCUCAAGGCUCUCGUGGGCUCAAGAUGGUCACCAAAUACAAGCUGGGGUACGACCCUGUGGAGGUGGAUCCUGAAGAUAUGGUCCGUUUUGCAGCGGAGAGGCCCCAAUCCAUGGCCAGUUACAGCGUAUCAGAUGCAGUAGCCACCUACUACCUGUACAUGACCUACGUUCACCCCUUCAUCCUGAGUCUGGCAACCAUCAUCCCAAUGCCACCUGACGAGGUGCUCCGGAAGGGGUCGGGGACGCUGUGUGAGGCGCUGCUCAUGGUCCAAGCCUACAAGGCCAACGUGGUGGCUCCCAACAAGCACACGUCCUCCACCGAGAACAUGUAUGGGGGCAGGUUGCUGGAUUCUGAGACGUACAUUGGCGGCAAGGUCGAGGCACUGGAGUCUGGAGUAUUCCGCAGCGAUAUUCCCUGCAAAUUCCGUCUUUCUUCGGCUGCAUACCAGGGGCUCCUGGACAACCUGGACGCUGACCUCAAGUAUGCAAUCGAGACGGAGGGGAAGAUGGACAUGGGCGACGUGACGAACUAUGCAGAGAUCAGAGCUGCAAUAGCCACCCAGCUGGAGGCGCUCCGAGACUGCCCCAUCAGGGACGAGACCCCCCUCAUCUAUCAUCUGGAUGUGGCGGCCAUGCUGCAACCCAGCGCCAUCACCACCGACGAGCGUUGUGCAGCCUGCGACUUCAAUAAACCCGGAAAGACCUGCCUGAGACCCAUGGAGUGGGUGUGGCGUGGGGAGACCUUCUCUGCGACACGGACCGAGUACUUUUCGUUGAAGACACAGCUCCAGUCUGAGAUGUUCCCGCCCCUCGGCCCUGGGGCGCCACAGCGCAGCUGGUACGAGUUGACCAGCGAAGAGCGGAGCAAGAACCUGAAGGCUCGCCUGAAGGGCUACUGCCAGAAGGUGUACAAGCGAGUCCUGAACAAGCCCACUACGGAGCUGAGGAGCGCAGGAAUCUGCCAGAGAGAGAAUUCAUUCUACUACGAUACCGUCGAGUCCUUCAGGGAUCGGCGGUAUGAGUACAAGGGUCUGAACAAGGAAUGGAAGGGGAGGCUGGACAAGGCCAAGGCUUCCGGCAACCCCAUCCGCAUCCAGGAGGCAGCAGACAUGUGCGUCCUCUACGACUCACUCCAGCUGGCGCACAAGUGCAUCCUCAACUCCUUCUAUGGAUACGUGAUGCGCAAAGGGGCUCGCUGGUACAGCAUGGAGAUGGCUGGCGUAGUGACUCACACGGGGGCAAACAUCAUCAAGCGCGCCAACGAGCUGAUCGGGCAGAUUGGGCGGCCCCUGGAACUGGACACCGACGGCAUCUGGUGUGCGCUGCCGGGGUCCUUCCCAGAGACGUUCAAGGUGCCCGGCCGUGGGUUCAAGUCCCAGUCCGGCAAGACCUUCAAGCUGAGCUAUCCCUGCGCGAUGCUGAACGUCAUGGUCGCCGCCAACAACACAAAUGACCAAUUUGCUGUCCUCCACGAUGACCGAACCAAAGAGUAUCGCACCGAGUCGCGCAUGAGCAUCGAAUUCGAGGUGGAUGGCCCAUACAAGGCGAUGAUCCUGCCGGCAUCCAAGGAGGAGGGCAAGCUGAUCAAGAAGCGCUACGCCGUGUUCAACCACGACGGCACGCUGGCCGAGCUCAAGGGCUUUGAGCUGAAGCGUCGUGGGGAGCUGAAGCUCAUCAAGGUCUUCCAGGCUGAGAUUUUCGACCAGUUCCUGCGCGGCGACUCCCUCCAGGGCUGCUAUGACGCCGUGGCUGGGGUGGCCAACCGCUGGCUGGACAUGCUGGACACCCAGGGCACGGACCUGACAGACACAGAGCUCGUGGACCUCAUCUCGGAGAUGUGUGUCAUGUCCAAGAGCCUGGAGGCCUAUGAGGGCCGCAAGAGCUGCGCCGUCACCUGCGCCAAUCGCCUGAGUCAGUUCCUGGGGGACGAGCGCAUCAAGGACAAGGCAAGGCGCUUGGGCCUGGUGUGCAACUACGUGAUCGCCCGCAACCCUUCCAGCGCACCCACGUCCGGCCGCGCCAUCCCGGUGGCCAUCUUCUCCACGGAGCCGGCCAUCGCGCGCACGUACCUGCGCCGCUGGGAGCGACUGGGAAGUGCCAUCCAGAAGAUCAUCACCAUCCCUGCAGCCAUGCAGCUGAUUCCCAACCCUGUGCCCAGGGUGGCGCACCCGGACUGGCUGCUGCGCAAGGUCCGAGAGAAGACCGACACCCACAAGCAGCGGCGGCUUGACGCCAUGCUGGGUCCUGCCACGGCCAAGCCCAGCAUCGGUCUGGCAGGAGCACCACAUGCACCAGUGGAGGAGGAGCAGCCCAGGGUCCAAGGGUAUCCCGUGGCGCUCCGAGCGGCGGCCCUGAGCUCUGAGGAGGAUCCUGCGAGUGGGGAGGAGGCACCCAGCGAGGCCUGCCCCUCCCGUCACGAAAACUACGCCCAGUGGCUGGAGGUCAAGAAGCGGCUGUGGCGACAGGGCGUGGAGGCGCGCAAGAAGCGGCGCACCGCGGCCGAGCCCAACCACCGACGCGGCGGCAGGGAGGGCCCGGCCCAGAAUCCGGAGGCAGGCGCAGGGGGUCUGGCCGGCAUGCUGCGGCAGCAGGCUGCCUCUGCUGCCUCCCUGCACUGGCAGGUGGUGGGCAUCGAUCACACAGAGCAACCAGGCGUGUACAAAUGCUGGGCCGUCCUGGGUGGGCGCAUGCACGCCAUCCCGCUCCGCAUCCCCCGCACCUUCUUCGCCAACCUGCUGGCCCCACCCAGCCACCCACUGGUGGCCGACAUGGGGGUGCUGGCGCGCCGUGCACUGCCCCACGGUGCAGCCGCAGCGACCCUGGUCCAGAUCGUCAUGGAUGAGGCGUCCUUCCGAGCCGAGCAGGCAGCGCUGAAUGAGCGCUUGCUGGCGCUGCGGGCCCUCAGAGUCUACGAGGACACCCUGCCGCCCACAUACAACGCCUGCCUGCAGUUGGGGUGCGUUACCGCGUUCAACGCCCCAUCGGAGGCCCGGAACCUUGGCUCAGGGGUGGACCUAGCUGAGCUGGGCAUGAAGACGGUCACAGAGUGCGAUUAUCUGGAGCCUGGGGUCCUGCGCCACAUGGCGCUGUGCCAGACUUCUGAUGCCGGACGGGGCCUGCACCUCCUCAUCCUCCACGUGCCUGUCGAUCAAAGGCUGCACAUCUGGGUGAUCAACCCGGCGCCAAGGAGCCAGGCCGAGAUAACCGAGGGGGCAGCCACCCGGGUGUGGACGGAAGCCACCGCAGCGGUGCUGGAGCGUGGAGACCACCCCGCCGGGACGCUGCCGACACAGCCGGCCAUGGACAUCUCCUAUGCACGCUCGGAUGCGCAGGCAUACACCGCGAUCAACAGACUGCUCCUGGGUCUCAGGGACCGAGCCCUGGGCCCCACCCUGCUCCUGGUCAGCUCCCCCGAGGAGAGCACCCUGCGCCAGUCCCUGCCCAGCUUGCGAGACUGGCCCACCACGGCCGUGUCCACCCCCGCCCAGGCCGUCCCCUUCCCCGCCCUGGGCUGGCAGCUGCCUGCCCUGCGUGCCGCAGCGUCCCAGGCGCUGGCCUGCCCCGCCUGGCUGGAGGCCCGGCUGCAAGCAGCGCGCUACGCGCACCUCCCCGUCGCGAGCAUGGGCCGAGAUUGGGCCAUCGACGCCGCCGAUGCGCUGUUCGCGCGCCAGCUGCGCGCCGCGGGGCACCUGCUGUGGGUCAGCACCCCCGACGCGGCGACCGCUGGCGGCAGCCUGGCGGCGCGGCCGCCGGACCGCGCGGAGGCGCUGCUGCUGGAGGAGCAACGCACGCGCACCGAGGUCGCCGCGCCGGGCGUGUACCGCACGGUGUGCUGCGAGGUCAGGCUCACCCACCUGGCCGUGAACGCCGUGCUGGAGGCGGCCGCCCUGUCGGAGUUAGAGGGCACAGCCCUCGUGGACGAUGGCAAGGGCUGCGGGGCCGCCUUUGUGGUCCUGCGCUCCCUGGCCCAGGCAUGGCUGGACGACGCCUCCCGCCACUCCAACGUGUGCGCCGACACGCUGCUCCUCAACAUGUACCGCUGGAUCUGCUCGCCCGCCUCGCGCCUCCACGACCCCGCCCUGAAGCAGACGGUGCAAUCCCUGAUGCACAAGCUCCUGCUGCACCUCGUGUCGGAGCUGCGGCGGCUGGGGGUCACGGUGGUCCACGCGGACGCGACCUCCCUCAUCCUGUGCACGGGGAAACGCAACCUGGCCGCCGCCGUCGGCUACAUCGACUACAUCCUGGAGACGCUGGGCAAGCGGGAGCUGCUGCAGUACCUCUCCUUCACCCCCACGCGCAUGUGGCACGCCCUGCUCUACAAGGACAGGUAUGACUACAUUGGCAUUGCGGCACGGGUGCCCGCCGUCUUCAUGGAUGCCCUGGGACAGACCGGAUCCCUUGCAGAGGCACGCCUGCUACAGACGCAUGGAGAGAAGCUGGAGGUGAGUGCAGAGGAGCUCAACGCCCCUCGCUUCGACUACCACUUCACACUGAAGGCACCCUUCAAGCUCUCCAUGCAGGACUUCUUGCCGUCUGCCCUGCAUGCCACCUUCAUGACGCUGGUAACAGAGUUCCUGUGGCUCCCAUGGCAAGCCGCCAUGCAGGGACUGGAGAAAGGGCCCAGCCAGGGAGGCUCCCAGGCCAGCAAGGACACCUCACAGAGCCUGGAGGCGCAGACGCUCUGGUUGCGGACCGCCUUGCCCAAUCAGUUCACCUCCAACCUCUUGAAGUACGUCAAGUACAUAUCAAUGCACGUUGGAGCGAACGAUGGGAUCGAGGCCCAUGCUUUCCCCGAGCGUGCUGGGUCUCACCUCUCUCCGGUGUUGGUCCUUCGUCGCCAACUCCUGCGCAUGGUGCACGUCAAGGAGUUCAGCGCCGAGGCCGUCUUCCAGGAUCCCUGCGCCAGCCUCGUGCUGCGUGACGUCAUCUGCCCGCACUGCCAGGACUGCCAGGAUCUGGACGUGUGCAAGGACCCCCAGCUGCAGGCCCACGACUGGCGCUGCGGCGCAUGCGGCGCCCCGCGCGACCCUGUGGAGGUGGAGUCCGCGCUGGGCGACGCUCUGGGCACGCUGUGUGACGCCUCCGUGCUCCAGGAUCUGCAGUGCCUCAAGUGCCACAGCGUGGCCACCGAACACCUGCGCGCCCAGUGCGACCAUUGUGGCGGCCCGCUGGCGACCUGCCGGCCGGCCGCGGAGACACUGGCCAGGGUGCGGGUGUUCGAGAGGGUGGCGCGCUUCCACGGCAUGCCGGUGCUGGAGGAGCUGGCUGGCUGGGUGCUGGCCCAGCAGGGCAGCACCGCCUGA
Messenger RNA from Auxenochlorella protothecoides, 6378 nucleotides. RefSeq names its product DNA polymerase epsilon catalytic subunit A. Bases 1 to 6378 code for a protein of 2125 amino acids. Gene Ontology annotation, cellular component: nucleus; epsilon DNA polymerase complex. Lineage: Eukaryota; Viridiplantae; Chlorophyta; Trebouxiophyceae; Chlorellales; Chlorellaceae. Gene Ontology annotation, biological process: mitotic cell cycle; DNA replication; base-excision repair, gap-filling. The record is from RefSeq and is a predicted model, not a curated record. The transcript has 52 exons. Gene Ontology annotation, molecular function: single-stranded DNA 3'-5' DNA exonuclease activity; DNA binding; nucleotide binding.